This is a messenger RNA of Rosa rugosa (rugosa rose), 2849 nucleotides long. RefSeq names its product zinc finger CCCH domain-containing protein 18-like. NCBI's taxonomy places the organism in Eukaryota, Viridiplantae, Streptophyta, Magnoliopsida, Rosales, Rosaceae. The record is from RefSeq and is a predicted model, not a curated record. The transcript has 8 exons. Gene Ontology annotation, molecular function: metal ion binding; RNA binding. Bases 728 to 2407 code for a protein of 559 amino acids.
UGGUUUAAACCUAAAACUUUUUUUGUUUUCUUUAACAAUGGCAUGUGCUUUUUGGUUUGGAUAGAGAGAUAAAGAUGUGUUCUUGUUUAUCAGUUUAUAGCUUCUAGUCUGUUUCGGAAUAUUUUCAACUGGGGUUUUGAGGUUGGAAAGAAAAUCAUGUUUUUAAGAAUUUUGUGGAGGUUUAGAAGGUGAACCAUGCGAUUUAAUCAUCAAGAAUGUUUUUUUGCUGAGGCAGAGUGAGGUUUUCCAGAUUUCCCAAAAUGGGAAAUGUUUUUAUGGUUCCAGUACUCUGCAUUUGUUCUGUUUUGUGUAUGAAAAUAGCAGUUUUCUGAGGUUUCUUUUCUGUAAAGUAAGUGUGAUUCUGGAUAUAAUUUUUUUUCUUCUGUGUGUAUGGUCUUUAUUUUAUGUCUGUGAUAGAUUUGGAAAGAACAGCCUUUUUAAAUGAUGGUUUAGCCAGAUUUGAAGGAAUGUCCAUUUCUGGCUUUGGUUACAGCUUUUUUCCAUGGUUGAGAUGAGACUAAUUUAAUUUUAUAUUCUUUGUAAUUGAUUAUACUUCCUUUUAUGGCUUAAAACGAGUAACAAUAUCUUCUGACAGAAUAGCAGAAAGAAAAGAUUUACUGAUUCACUGAAUCUCUGGCUAGGGUUUUAUAUAUAAGAUUUCCUAUUCUUGUGCUAUGAAUCAUAGAUACGGAGGAUAUUGAAUUUCUAUUCAAAGGGGAAUAGAUAGAUGAUGGAUUUUUCGGACUCUACAAAACUUGUUUUUGGUAGAAUACAGGAGGUAGACCCAGAAAAUGUUACAAAGAUUAUAGGUUAUCUUCUUUUACAAGGUCAUGGGGAACACGAAAUGGCUCGCUUGGCCCUGGCUCCAGACCAUCUGUUUCACCAAGUGGUGCUGAAAGCUAAGGCUGAACUUCAGCGGUUGCCUAACAAAUCAGUGUCAUCCCCAAUCUCACCUUCCAUAAAUCCACCGUCCGCUGCUUUCGCCCCAUUUUCGCCUGUUUCUUCUAGGCCUCCUGCAGCCUUUCGGCUCCCCACCCCCUGUUGGGAUCCCCAACUUGUUUCUAAGCAGAACAUGGAUUUCAUGCCAUUCGGAUUCUCCGAUUCUGCUGAGGAACUGCAAAACCAGGCUCGAUUUUUGAGUUUUGAGGAUCAAAUGGAACCACUCAAUUCCGGGAUUUCAGGAUACCCUGAUGAGUACUAUUAUCGGGAUGCUACACUCGGGGGAAGCUUAAGUCCUAGACAAGGUAGACGAUUUUCAAGUCUAGAGUUUCCCGUUAAGAUUUGUCACUACUUCAGUAAGGGCUUUUGUAAGCAUGGAAGCAGCUGUAGGUAUUACCAUGGACAAGUGAUUCCUGAGAGCUUCUCUCAGAUGUAUGGGAAUGAUGGCAUUAUUGAUGAUCAUGUUAUCUCGCCCAUGUCUCUUGAGAAGUUGGAGUGGGAAAUUGUCGAGCUGCUUAGAUCAAGAAGGGGGACUCCUAUUUCAAUUGCUUCUCUGCCAAUGAUGUAUUAUGAGAAAUAUGGAAAAUCUCUUCAAGCAGAAGGCUACCUCACUGAAAGCCAGAGACAUGGGAAAGCUGGUUAUAGUUUGACAAAGCUUCUUGCUCGGCUUGGAAGCAGUAUACGGCUGAUUGACAGGCCUCAUGGGCAGCACGCAAUAAUUUUGGCAGAAGACUCAUUAAAAUACAUGGACCAUCGGAAUGAGAGAGGCGAUCCUGGUCCAAUUGUUAGUGGUUCUCGGCAAAUAUAUUUAACAUUUCCAGCUGACAGCACCUUUAGUGAAGAUGAUGUCUCCAACUACUUCAACACCUUUGGCCCUGUUGAAGAUGUAAGGAUCCCCUGCCAACCGAAAAGGAUGUUUGGGUUUGUAACCUUUGUUAAUGCAGACACUGUGACAAUGAUUUUGUCAAAAGGAAAUCCUCAUUUUGUUUGUGGGGCUCGUGUUCUUGUGAAACCUUACAGGGAAAAAUCAAAGCUUGCUGAAAGAAAGUACCAAGAGAGAAUGGAGCCAGCUGAUCAUUAUUCUCCACACUACUCAGAUAUGGAACCCGAGUUUCAUUCGAUGUCAAGAUGGUGUCAUAAUUCUAGAUUCCUGCGAAAGAAGCUGCUGGAAGAGCAAGAAUUUGCACUUGAACUUGAGAGGAGUAGGCUGGCUGAGCUGCAUUUUAUGCAAAAGCCAGUUGCAAAUCAGCCCUAUUCUGGUUACUUAAUGGAUGGGCGAAAAGUCUCAGAAGUUCAUGCAGAUAAUUUCAACGUCCCGCCUGCAGAAUGUUUUGAUUAUCUGUUAGAUGUCAUAAACAAUGGGUCCACAAGUGAUGAUAAACCCAAACAUAUAGGCACCAACUACACCGAGCAAGAGAGUCAAGGACUUAAUCUCCCAGAUAGCCCAUUUGCAACUUCGAUUAGCUAGUGGCAUUUCCGCUGUCAUAUAGGAUCAGUGACACAAAGAAGAUUAGAGUUAGGUACCAGUUCAAAAGGCAAUGAUAUGUUUGGUUCUACACAUAACAGCUCUCUUCCUUUUCUUGGCUUCAUCGGCGUUGUCAAAAGUUUCCUGCAAGUACAUAUCGUCUGCAUGAAGAAACGCUAGAUGACAUUCCUCCCUAUCACUAUUGGGUUGAACGACGUAAUUCGAUACUUAUAAGUACAGGUAAAAAUUAAUGUUGAUCACAGAAGGCAAAGACAUCUAGGUCGUUAUAUUUAGUCUUUUAGUGGAAGAAACGUGUAGAGUAUAUGCAGGUGUUUCAGGGAGCUUAAUAAUAUACUGUUCAUAUUCAUAGCUCUGUCCCCAUGAGCAAACUGUGAACGAACUUCAACUAUAAGUUUUAAUUAUUACAUAUACUAGUUUGAUCAAA